Messenger RNA from Microcebus murinus (gray mouse lemur), 6702 nucleotides. The record is from RefSeq and is a predicted model, not a curated record. Lineage: Eukaryota; Metazoa; Chordata; Mammalia; Primates; Cheirogaleidae.
AAAAAACAAAAGGCCUUCUGGGUUGUGGCUGAUUUUGCCACCUCAGGGUAUCUGGGUGGGCGCCGCUGGCUAGUAGCCAGGUAAGGGAGAUGAGAUAAAGCCUUGUUAAUAGACAGUGUUUGCAAGUUACUUCACUUGUUAUAACUCAGUAUUACCCCCAAAUACUGUGAGUAAACAGGGUUCCUAUUUUAGACUGCCUCUUAUCUUUCAUUUUCUUAAGAAAGCCUUCCCAAGAUCUGAGUUACGAAUGGAUCUAUAGGUUAACUAUGUAGGUUGCAGAUUGCAGCCAGUCAUCUUUGUACAUCUGCUUGAAACCACUUAAAGUACCUCUCCUGAGCACCUACCAUAUGGCACCAGGCAUGAGGGACACAGUGACCAUAGCAUUGGUCCCUUCCUUCAUGGCAUUUAAUCUAGUGGGGCAGCCAAACUGGGAAAUCAAUAAUCCAAAGACAGCCUGGAAUAGAAGCUCUGAGCAGGAGUGAGCAGAUCUAGUGUUUAAGACUUAAUCAUAAAGGAGGCAGAUAGCAGCUGAAGAUUGCUGGAGUUCUCACUUGCAACAUGGGUUAUAGCUUAUGAAGCUUUCCUAAAAUCACCAAGAAUUUAGACUUUCAUAUGGCAAAGCCAGAAACUAUUUCCAUCUCUGCAGAUGAUCUUACAAAAGUGAUGUGAUUCAAGCAACCAUGGGUUGCUGCCAACAUUACCAAAGAGCAUUAAAACAUGUCAGAAGUGAAAUCUGGGUCUGACGUAUCAAACUCUUAACCUUACCAGUUAGCCGCUGCUGUCAGAACUGCUCUACUGACAUGGAAAUGAGGCCAACAUACCCACACUGACACACUCAUUCUGAUGGGCAAGAGUGGAAAGACGCGCUGUUUUUAAAUGAAAAAGUGCUAUAAAUAUGAGGUGAACAUACCCCCAUAGGCAUAGGGAACAAGAGCCUUUUACAGUCUUUCAAAGUGUUCUAGCUAGUAAAACAACUGGUCACACUUAGUUUCAAUUUCAGAAAAGCUGGGAAGAAUGUUUUGACAAAAGUCUCUAGUUCAGAUCAGCUUUAUUAGUGAACCAAUACAGCAACUCAUACAUGCAAGACUACUAACUAGUGCUCAGAGAAUCUUUGGAGGUCAGUCCCCAGGUCCUGAAUGACAAAGAAUAAAUUGCAGCCUUGCCUUAGGGGAUCUCUGUGUCUCAAGGUGGAAACCGGUAGCUAAAUGCAUUACAGUGCAUAAUGGCUGUGUGACAGGGACAAGGAGAAAGUAGCCAGACCAUGCCUACCUCUGCCAAAAAAGGCACUGAGGUCCUCCUGUUGGGUAAGUGAACAGGGGUAACAUGAGCAAACCCCCAGACGAAGCAGCCACACAGGAGGGCAAAGGCAUGGGGAGGGAGGUGAGGGCGUCCCGUUGGAGUUGUUAUCUAAGCCAGUAUAACCUGAGUAGAUGGUGGUGGCCGCAGACAGGGAGAAGUCUAAGGAAAAUUGGUAGGGAAUUUACACUCAAUCCUGGAGACAGUGGGAAGCCAGGAAGUGACCCCAUCCUAGGCAAUUCUGACCAUUCUAGGUUGCUUGAAUGAAUCACCAUCUUGGUUUGGGCAGAGAAUGGGGCAGCCUGGAGGCAAAUAAACAAGAGACUUACAUUUAGAGUAAGUGAAAGAUGAGGACUUGAAUGGCCAAAUGAGGAGCUUGAUGGCCAAAUGUCAGGGUAGUGGCCACUCUGGGCUCACUUUUGGACUACUGAUUUAGAGUAAGUGAUGGACCAGUCAAAGACAGAGUACACAGGAAAGGGAAGACAGAUUUAGAAGAACCUCUUUAUCGUACAUGCCUAUAUAGGCAUCCAAAUAAAUUUUACCUACAUAGUGGGCUCAAGGGCUUUGCUCAGGUUGUCACCAUCAUGUCUGUUGUAAGAGAUUGGCAUUUAUUUCCUAUGCCCAUCCAGGGAUAUGCAUGAGGGCACAUGGAGGUUAAUGUUUGAUAGUAUGUCAUAACACUCUGAAAAUAGCCACUUCCAUUAUGGGUAGAAUUAUGGAUUCUUAACCUUAGUGCAGUGAUUCUCAAAGUAUGGUCUAAAACUAGCAGUGUCAAAAUUAACUCCUUAGAAAUGCAAACUUAGGCCCACCCUAAACUUACUGAAUCAGUAUCUCUGGGCCAGGCCCCAGCAUGGUGGGUUUUAAUAAGCCUUUGAGGGGAUUCUGAUGCAUACCUAGAACUUGAGGACAACUGACUUAGUUUGCCACCCACAGAAGCCAACUUCCAAGUAUAUCAGGUGGAAGGCCUUUGCUCUGACUUGACCAGUGUGCCCUAGACAAGAAAACUAAGAGCCAUAGCCCUUCUGGAAGAAGACCCACUGAGGAAAUCCCAGCAGCAUUUUUUUUUUUUUAAUUAGAAUGAGGAAGGGGGAAGCUCAAGGCUCUGUCUCAACAAUAAGGCUGUAUUAUGAGAGUUUGUCUUGACAAAUAAAAACACCUACUUAAUUGGAUUAAUUGAAGCUGGCUCCUUACCUAAAUUCAAAGUCAACAGAAUAUUCUAGAAACACAUAGUCCUGAGUUGGGCCCUCUACUUUAUCUGAAUGCUCAGUAGCACAGUCUCUGGAGCCAGAGUGCCUGGGUUCAAAUCCUAGCUCUGCCCAGGGUAAUGAUCUUGGGCAAGUUACUGUACUUCCCUUCUCUGAACAGGUUUCCUAAUCCAUAAAAGGUGAAUAAUAGUGCCAACCAUAGAGGAUUGAGAAUUUUAAAAGUUAAGAGACAUGAAGUCUUAGGACAAUGCUGGGCCAACCACAAAAAACAUCUACUUAUUUAUCCAUGAUUUUUAAGAUCGUCUCAAUCCAAUAUAAAGGGAAAAACUGACAGUUGUCAACUGCACUUAUGUCAGUGAUCAGAAGAAUCAACCUACCUAUUUAACAGCAUUUAGUGGCCCCCAGACUGGUUCUUACAGCGCUUCGGAGGCUGACUUUAAGGCCAGAACAUAACCUUUAUGCUUGACAGCUCAGAACCUCUCCCUUGGCACCUACGUUGCGGUACUUUGCCUCUUAUGAACCGCCUUCCCCCUAGGAAAACUUCUUUGCUGACUCAGAAAUCUGCUUGUCCUAAAAGGAGUUUUAGCCUAUGAAUAGAAAGAUAGGCAUUAAAGUGGCAGGCAGUAGAAGUGAACUAGACUAAAAAUAAAUGCCCUUGGUGGCACCAGAGGUGCCAAAGCAAACAGACGGAAGAAAUUCCAGCAGAUGAUAGCACCUGUAUGCUCAAGCGUUGAGGAAGGGCACGAGAGGUGUAAGUGCUUGGUCCUGGUGGCCCCAGCAGUGUGGCAGCAUGGGCCCCUCUGUGCUGCAGGUUGAAGUUUACACUCUGAGCCUCAUACUCAGCGACACCGUCUCUCUAUUUCUGGGCAUGCAUGUUGGAGCGCUCCUGCCACGGCGCUGCUCAGAGCCCCACAGGGAAAUGUGUAGCCCAUCUUGAAGGCUCGGUAUGUGCUGUAAGGUCUGUGCAGUUUUUUUCACUGAAGCUUACGUAUUGUUCUCCCGUAUUAACCCUUGCAGGGACAAUUAGACAACAGCAGGCUGACUUCCAUAUGCAUUAAAAACCCUGAGUUUCUUGGAGCCAGUGAACUGCCAACAUGUCUGGGUAGCAACGUUAACAAUUUAGGGAGAAAAGCCAAAUGCGAACCCUCCCAAUUCCAGUGCACGAACGGCCGCUGUAUUACUCUGUUGUGGAAAUGUGAUGGGGACGAAGACUGUGUUGAUGGCAGUGACGAGAAGAACUGUGUGAAGAAGACAUGUGCCGAGUCUGACUUCGUGUGCAACAAUGGCCAGUGUGUUCCCAACCGAUGGCAGUGUGACGGGGAUCCUGACUGUGAAGACGGUUCCGACGAAAGCCCAGAGCAGUGCCAUAUGAGAACAUGCCGCAUAAAUGAAAUCAGCUGUGGCGCCCGUUCCACUCAGUGCAUCCCAGUGUCCUGGAGAUGUGAUGGUGAAAAUGAUUGUGACAGUGGAGAAGAUGAAGAAAACUGUGGCAACAUAACAUGUAGCCCUGAUGAGUUCACUUGCUCCAGCGGCCGCUGCAUCUCCAAGAACUUCGUGUGCAAUGGCCAGGAUGACUGCAGCGACGGCAGCGACGAGCUGGACUGUGCCCCGCCCACCUGCGGCGCCCACGAGUUCCAGUGCAGCACGUCCUCCUGCAUCCCCAUCAGCUGGGUGUGCGACGACGACGCGGACUGCUCAGACCAGUCGGAUGAGUCCCUGGAGCAGUGUGGCCGCCAGCCCGUGACACACACCAGGUGCCCCGCCAGCGAGAUCCAGUGCGGCUCUGGCGAGUGCAUCCACAAGAAGUGGCGAUGCGACGGGGACCCCGACUGCAAGGACGGCAGCGAUGAGGUCAACUGUCCGUCUCGGACCUGCCGACCCGACCAAUUCGAAUGUGAGGACGGUAGCUGCAUCCACGGCAGCAGGCAGUGCAAUGGCAUCCGGGACUGUGUGGAUGGUUCUGAUGAAGUCAACUGCAAAAACGUCAACCAAUGCCUAGGCCCUGGGAAGUUCAAGUGCAGAAGCGGGGAAUGCAUAGAUAUCAGCAAAGUAUGCAACCAGGAGCAGGACUGCAGGGACUGGAGCGACGAGCCCCUGAAAGAGUGUCAUAUAAACGAAUGCUUGGUCAAUAACGGUGGAUGUUCCCAUAUCUGCAAAGACCUAGUUAUAGGCUACGAGUGCGACUGUGCAGCUGGGUUUGAGCUGAUAGAUAGGAAAACCUGUGGAGAUAUUGACGAAUGCCAAAAUCCAGGAAUCUGCAGCCAAAUUUGUAUCAACUUAAAAGGCGGUUACAAGUGUGAAUGUAGUCGUGGCUAUCAAAUGGAUCUUGCCACUGGCGUGUGCAAGGCAGUAGGCAAAGAGCCCAGUCUAAUCUUCACUAAUCGAAGAGACAUCAGGAAGAUUGGGUUAGAGAGGAAAGAAUAUAUCCAACUAGUUGAACAGCUAAGAAACACCGUGGCUCUCGAUGCUGACAUUGCUGCUCAGAAACUCUUCUGGGCUGAUUUAAGCCAAAAGGCCAUCUUCAGUGCCUCAAUUGAUGACAAGGUUGGUAGACAUGUUAAAAUGAUCGACAAUGUCUAUAAUCCUGCAGCCAUUGCUGUUGAUUGGGUGUACAAGACCAUCUACUGGACUGAUGCGGCUUCUAAGACUAUUUCAGUAGCUACCCUAGACGGAACCAAGAGGAAGUUCCUGUUUAACUCUGACUUGCGUGAGCCUGCCUCCAUAGCCGUGGACCCGUUGUCUGGCUUUGUUUACUGGUCCGACUGGGGUGAGCCAGCGAAAAUAGAAAAAGCAGGAAUGAAUGGAUUUGAUAGACGUCCACUGGUGACAGUAGACAUCCAGUGGCCUAAUGGGAUUACACUUGACCUUAUAAAAAGCCGUCUCUAUUGGCUUGAUUCUAAGCUGCACAUGUUAUCCAGCGUGGACCUGAAUGGCCAAGAUCGAAGGAUAGUACUGAAGUCUAUGGAGUUCCUAGCUCAUCCUCUUGCACUAACAAUAUUCGAGGAUCGUGUCUACUGGAUAGAUGGGGAAAAUGAAGCAGUCUAUGGUGCCAAUAAAUUCACUGGAUCGGAGCUGGCCACCCUGGUCAACAACCUUAAUGAUGCUCAAGACAUCAUCGUCUAUCAUGAACUUAUACAGCCAUCAGGUAAAAAUUGGUGUGAAGAAGACAUGGAGAAUGGAGGAUGUGAAUACCUAUGCCUGCCGGCACCACAGAUUAACGACCACUCUCCAAAAUAUACCUGUUCCUGUCCCAAUGGGUACAAUCUCGAGGAAAACGGCCGAGAGUGCCAAAGGAUCAACGUGACCACAGCAGUAUCCGAGGUCAGUGUCCCCCCAAAGGGGACUUCUGCUGCCUGGGCCAUUCUUCCUCUCUUGCUCUUAGUGAUGGCAGCAGUCGGUGGCUACUUGAUGUGGCGGAAUUGGCAACACAAGAACAUGAAAAGCAUGAACUUUGACAAUCCUGUGUACUUGAAGACCACUGAAGAGGACCUCUCAAUAGACAUCGGCAGACACAGUGCUUCUGUCGGACACACAUACCCAGCAAUAUCAGUUGUAAGCACAGAUGAUGAUCUAGCUUGACUUCUGAGACAAGUCUCGACCUUUGAGGUCUAAAUCCAUAAUAUACCCCAUUGUCAGAAUGGUAACCGAACCAGCAGCUGAAGUCUUUCUUCCUCCCGUCUGGAAGAACAUCAAGAAAUCUUUGCGUGGAUCAAGCUUGUGUACUUGACUGUUUUUAUGUUACUUUUGUAAAUAUUCUUGUCCACAUUCUACUUCAGCUUUGGAUGUGGUUACCAAGUAUCUAUAACCCUUGAAUUUUUAAACAGUAUUGCCACCUCUGGCCAAAUAUGCACUUUCCCUAGAAAGCCAUAUUCCAGCAACGAAACUUGUGCUAUAGUGUAUACCACCUGUACAUACAUUGUAUAGGCCCUCUGUAAAUAUCCCAGAGAACAAUCACUAUUCUUAAGCACUUUGAAAUAUUUCUAUGUAAAUUAUUGUAAACUUUUUCAAUAGUUGGGACAAUGGCAAUAGGAUAAAACGGGUUACUAAGAUGAAAUUGCCAAAAAAAAAAAUUUGUAAACUAAUUUUGUACUUAUAAAUGAAAUCUUUGACCUCAAUGGAGGUUUGCAAAGACUGAGUGUUCAAACUACUGUACAUUUUUUUUUCCAAGUGCUAAAAAAUUAAACCAAGCAGCUUAACCAUG